AUGUUUUUGCGUAGUCGCUCAUCCUCUCCAGCUUCUCGUGUCCGGUCAUCAUCCCUGCGGUCGGUUUCCCCAACGAGUGAGCGAUGGGACAAGACGAUUUCGACUUACUCUAUCGCCGGUACCGCACGGUCGGUGGAAUACGGCGGCAAUUUGCGUGUGUGGACAGCAGAGAUGGAUGGCCGCAUUGUGAUACGUGCAGCUGCUCGUGGGGAAAUUCUGUUUGAAGCGAGUGCACGGGAAUCGGCGUUUUGUACCGUCUUGCGAAAGGUGUCAGCAAGGCAAAUAUGGGCAGCCUUUUCGGACGGGUUUAUUCGGUGUUACAACAGCACAAAUGGAAAUAUGGAACAUGAAUUUGUGCAGCACGAUGGCGCGGUCCGUUCCCUCGCAAGCUCUCCAGUGAGCGAUUAUGUGUAUAGUGGUGGGGACGAUUGGAAGGUAUACCAGUGGUCCAAGUCGAGGUGCACGUAUAUUCGGCUCUUUUCCGGACAUUCAAACGGAGUGCAAUGUGUUCUUGUAGUUCCUAGUACCACCAAUGCUGGUGCUGUGUAUGCAACUGAAGAUAUUUUAGAGGAGAACGACGAGGAUGGCACAAUCGAAAACUCUCUUCCUAGUGUUGUUGAUGGAGAACUGAAGGAUGAGUUUGUUCUUUCCGGCGGGGAUGACAUGACCAUUAAAGUGUGGGACCCAAUGGCACCGCUGCAGAUUGAAACGGAUGAGGCAUGCCUGGCGACGCUGCGGGGCCACAGCGGUUCGGUUCGCGCCAUCGAAAUACACCCUCGCAGCGGUUAUUUAUGGUCCGGAGGGGAUGACUGCACCAUCCGGGUGUGGAAUUGGUGCAGCGAGGAGACACGACGUUGCGUGGCGACUUUACGCGGGCAACACAGUGGCCCCAUCACCUCUAUUGUCUACAUUGCCCCGCGCAUGUGGAGCAGCGGGAAGGACGGCUUUGUUGUGGUGUGGAAUACGCGUCAGCUGGCUCCGCUGCAACGUCUUCGACUUGCCCCACGCAGCGUGAACUGCCCCUUUUUGUCCAUGCGGCGGUUGUACCGCGCCAUGCACUGGGCAGUGUGGCUGGGCGGGCCUGAGAGCACAAUUCACGUCUUGCAUGUUUCGGAGGAGGAGCAUGGCGCUGGCGCGGUGCUUCGCCGACGCGAACGCCGGCGCACGCUGGAGAAGCGUAAGUUCCCAAAGUCACGAGAGUAUCACUUAGCCCGGAAACCGCAUUUGAUUAGGCUGAGGGAACGCCGCAAGGAAAUUGAAGAGCAACUGAGAAAGUACAGGGCGUGUCCGCAGGAGGAAAAUAUUCUGAUACCAGAGAGAGGCGCGGCUCGCGUCCGUGGUGGCACACCGAGCGGUGGCUCCGAAGAGGACGCACGGAUAGCAGAAAUAGAAGUUCUGCGGGCAACGGUGGCGGAGUUGGAAAAUCAGGUGAAAGCCCAUGAGGAAACGAUAAUGCGGACCUCAUACAUUGCAAAGGAGAAGGAUGGAGUUAUUCGGUCGCUUACAAGACAGUUGUCUGAAAAAGACUCGGAGUUACGAAGAAUGGAGGAGGAGCUCAACAGAAGAAUGACGCGUCAUGCGUCGUCCCAAGAAGUUGGCAGGACAAGACCCACAGAGAAAGAGCGCGAGUUGCAGGAGGGCCGUGAUGAAAACACUGAAGGCAAUGUGGUCUUUGAUCCAUACAAGGAUGUAGAGCAGCUGCAAGCGCAACAAAAACUGGAAGUGGAGGACAUGAGACGCCAGCUUUUGGAUAUGCAGAAAUACAAGGAAUUGUGGGAAGAGAAGGAUAACGAGCUUCGUCAGGCCAACGAAAAGAUUGAGAAAUUGCAAGCUAGUCUGGACACUGAGAGGAACUUCAACAGCCUCACUCGGGAACUCUCACGGUACUCAAAAGAACACACGACACCUGUUCCCUGUAGGAAGCAAAGCAAAGUUCAUUCGCUGCCAUACACGCCCACAACACACCACUACUACAAGCGAAUCUUCGGUACAUGCUGGCCGGACCUAGAGAAAGAAUACCAAAAAGACCUCAAGGAAACACUUUGGGCGGAAUACAUUGACUUGAUAAGCAAUUCAGACGCCAUAGUUAGAGAAAUCACAUACACCACGGCAAAUGACUGUCUUAUUGUGGAUGCCACAAUUGAAAGCAAGGAAAAAGAGGGUCAAGAAAUACAGAACCUUAUCGAGAGCCACACAUUUUCCAGGACUCUUGCACUUCAUGGCAUACUUGCUUCUUCGUUUCUUGUAAGCACACCAGGCAACGGCAACAUCUCCGACGAACAGUACGAGGCAGUUGCGGCAGCCAAGGCGAAGGCGGAGGCGGAGCGCGACGACGCGCGGCAGAAAUUGCGUGGGGCGGAAGAAGGACUGGAGUCCUUCCGCCGGCAGGCAGAGUCGCGUCGAGCCCAAAUUGCAGGACUGCAGUCGGCGGCGAGCUCCGCGAGACCCACAGCGUCCAGCACGCGGAAUGCGGCGCCCCCGCUCUACACUGUCACCGCCGAGGAGUACGAGGCAGUUGCGGCAGCCAAGGCGAAGGCGGAGGCGGAGCGCGACGACGCGCGGCAGAAAUUGCGUGGAGCGGAGGAAGGACUGGAGUCCUUCCGCCGGCAGGCAGAGUCGCGUCGAGCCCAAAUUGCAGGACUGCAGUCGGCGGCGAGCUCCACGAGACCCACACCGUCCAGCACGCGGAAUGCGGCGCCCCCGCUCUACACUGUCACCGCCGAGGAGUACGAGGCAGUUGCGGCAGCCAAGGCGAAGGCGGAGGCGGAGCGCGACGACGCGCGGCAGAAAUUGCGUGGGGCGGAGGAAGGACUGGAGUCCUUCCGCCGGCAGGCAGAGUCGCGUCGAGCCCAAAUUGCAGGACUGCAGUCGGCGGCGAGCUCCACGAGACCCACACCGUCCAGCACGCGGAAUGCGGCGCCCCCGCUCUACACUGUCACCGCCGAGGAGUACGAGGCAGUUGCGUUUUCUCGAAUUGGUGCACGAGAGAGUUAUUGUCGUCCAGAGUCUUCAAAUUGGGUACGAUAUCAUUACAACCUGGGGGAAGCUUGUGUUUACCUUGUAAGGCAUUACCGUCAGUUGGUUGAGGAUGUUCUUUUAUUAGAGUUUUCUCGUGCAACUCGCCUUCCUAUUGAUUACAGUCGCCGUGUGGAGUUUGUAUCUGGGGGCUUGGCUGCGGAGUUUUAUGCGUGCCCCAGCAAGGACACUGUGGACGUUGAUUUUCUUCUGCGGCGACAUUCGUUCAGUAGACUGGCCUCACUUAUGCAAUUGAGUGGCUCUGUAAAAAACCAGUCGCUUUGUACUUGUUCCAGUGAAGCGACAGUUGCAAAUGUUUCUCCGGUGAUGGCUAACGAGAUGGCGCAGCCAAAUAUCCGAAUGGCUUCUUUGGGAUCACAAAAACUGAUUUCUGGGCCAUGGAGCUUGCAAGAUUCCAACCACGCCUCCAUAUUGAAGGAGUUGGAACUGUUUCGCAGCCGUCGUGCUCUUGCUGGUAGUAUGCGUCGGUCGGAAACUACGCUAAAUGUUUCCUUUGAUUUACCAAACAGAAUUAAUCCAAGUGCUUCGGUGGACUCGUCCGAACUACAACGCGAGCCCGUUUAUUGUGUCACUUUAGAUGAGUAUCAUGCUUUACUGCAGCAGCUUACCAAUGCAUAUCGCACCCUAACAGACGACGAUGAUGAAAAUGAGAACGGCACUCGGCUUUGGAAUGAGCACGUGGUUGCUAGAGCUGAGGAAGAGCGGAGAUUUACUCGUCAAAUGUCUCGAUUGGAGCCGUGGUAUGCUGAUAGUGGUGGUAGCAGCAAAAAAAAGCACUAA
This is a messenger RNA of Trypanosoma cruzi, 3816 nucleotides long. RefSeq lists its product as uncharacterized. The record is from RefSeq and is a predicted model, not a curated record. The transcript has a single exon. Bases 1 to 3816 code for a protein of 1271 amino acids. NCBI's taxonomy places the organism in Eukaryota, Euglenozoa, Kinetoplastea, Trypanosomatida, Trypanosomatidae. Gene Ontology annotation, molecular function: protein binding.